GAUACUUACUUUGAAUAUUACAAUACGACGUGCCACGCCUUGUUCGUUGGAUUCUCUUCAAAAGAGAUUAAUACCCUUUCCAUCAACUCGCACGAAGACCUACUUCACAUGGUUGACGUAUUCUGGGAAUUAUGCAAGGACACACCAAACUUCGACCGCCCACAGGCACGAUCCGCACUCAAAAAGUGCCCAAAGCAUAGGAAUGAGCCUCAAGAUAAGAUCAACAACUCGAUCGAUGUCUUGCUACGCUUGUGGCUCACAAUUCGAGUACAGAAUUCGGACUUUUCGCCCGCAGCCAAGACUCUCCAAUGGGACGACACUUCAACAGUUCAAGACUUUCUUACACAACAUUUCCCUUCGCCACGAAGCCACAGUUCUGAUCCUGGCUUGCCGCUAGAGAGCAACUUUACUGCAGUCAAUCUUUAUCGCAUGUGUGGGAUUCGAGUCUCCUGGACCUAUCAGCUCGAAGACCAUCUGAAAUAUGACAUUGAGAAUCGGAUCGUCUGUGUCUACUCUCUAAGCCAAUGCCUUCUCGAUCAUUUAGAAAGCGUUUCGAUCCUUCCUCGACCUCUGGUAGAAGAGACCUUGCUCUCCUUGAGUAUCCUAUUUCCAAAUUGGAAUUUCGCCACCGAGAAGUUUCUCCGCAAAUCUCAGAAACUCCAUCUUCACGAUAACCUCUUCGAAUACCCUGGCCAUGCUCAUCUUGACCAAUUUCACCACUGGCGGGGUCGCCUCUCUCGUCUACAGCUCGAGUUCCAGGCCCCUGGUCCUGGUGUUCGACACAUCUGGUCGGAUAGGAGGAAUCGGCUGCAGUGGUACACUUUCUGGUUUGCAGUGGUAAUCUUGAUUCUUACCAUUUUCUUCGGCGUGAUAACAACAAUU
Molecule: messenger RNA, 882 nt
Organism: Hyaloscypha bicolor E
Lineage: Eukaryota; Fungi; Ascomycota; Leotiomycetes; Helotiales; Hyaloscyphaceae
Exons: 2
Source: RefSeq, a predicted model, not a curated record